Messenger RNA from Durusdinium trenchii, 586 nucleotides. Lineage: Eukaryota; Dinophyceae; Suessiales; Symbiodiniaceae. The record is from the annotation of a GenBank genome assembly.
GAGUCGUCGGCCAAGAACCGAGCGGCGGCUUUAGCUCAACUUCGUCGCAUUUGCAUGCCCAAGCCUGGGUCACACCAAUUGGAUGCGCCAAAGGGGGUGCAUAAGAAGUACCAGCAGCGUGGUAAGUCCCGAGAAGAGUUGUUGACGCUUUUGCGCGAAUGUGGAUUGAACAAGGAGAAAUUUGUGAAGACCGUGACCAAGCGCUUCAAGCGAACCCGGAAGGGAUCAUUCAAGGUGAAAGCGGGGUUCUACACAGAGCAGGCCAUGAAGGACACCCUGAACUACAAUCCGAAGCGAAUCGCUGCCAUUGUGAAGUACUGUUCACACAAGUCCCGAAGAGCAGAUCACCGUCAGCUGGACAAAUACGAGAAGGGUGUUUACAAAUACUGGGUGGAAGAAGACAUGAAUGCAGAGUUUGAAGAGGCUGAGGAGGAAGAGUCGGUGGAAGAGAGCACUCGUACAUCUGCCGAUCGGAUGCGGAGGGUGAAAGCCAAAAUGACCCUGACAUGCCCGCUGGGAAAGCCUAGUGGGAAUGAGGACGAUAGUGACCAGGAGUCCGAGAGUCCAAGUGACAUCGACAACAAGA